This is a messenger RNA of Paramecium tetraurelia, 683 nucleotides long. RefSeq lists its product as uncharacterized. Gene Ontology annotation, biological process: translation. The transcript has 3 exons. The record is from RefSeq and is a predicted model, not a curated record. Gene Ontology annotation, molecular function: structural constituent of ribosome. NCBI's taxonomy places the organism in Eukaryota, Ciliophora, Oligohymenophorea, Peniculida, Parameciidae. Gene Ontology annotation, cellular component: mitochondrion; ribosome.
AUGAAAAGAGGUUUACAAUACUUCUUCUCAAAAUAGAGAAUGGAAAUAUUUUUUUUAAAAGAUUGCGUACAAGGAUUUUAAGGAGAAAUACGCAUUGUAAAACCUGGAUUUUUUGAGAAAUAUCUCUUUCCAAUGGCCAUGGCAUAUUAGAAUCUGCCAGGAUAUAGAAGAAGAUUAUUACCCGAUCUUGAUGAAGAGAAGUUAGAAAAUAAAAUCUAGAGAAGAAAGGAUAUCAAGUUGUUUUAACAAAAAAUUGCAGGAAUCCAUUUAGAAUUUGUUAGGCCUCCUAAAUUUUCGAAUCCAAGUCUUCUUAAAGACCCAAUAGAUGACAAAUUAAUUAUCGAGGAAGUUCAAUAAAGGUUCAAAUUGCAAAUCACAAAAAAUCAUAUGUUGUCUAUGGUUAACAAAAUUACUACUUAUGGAUAAUUCACAUUAUAAAUAGAAAACUUUUACAGUCCAGAAUUACAAGAUUAUACAACAUUCCAAAUUACGGUAGUGACCAAAAAACCUAUAAUGAAAGUCUAAAAAUUGAUUGAUGAGGUGGCAACAAAGGAUGAAUAAAAUAAGGAUGAAAAUAAAGAUAAGUAGGAUUAAAAAGUUGUAAAAUAAGGAAAAGAGAAAGAAAUCUAAAAAUGAAAAAUUAUUAUAAUAUAAAUAAACGAGAUCUAUAGAUUAUGCUAAAA